This is a messenger RNA of Tauraco erythrolophus (red-crested turaco), 1880 nucleotides long. The record is from RefSeq and is a predicted model, not a curated record. Lineage: Eukaryota; Metazoa; Chordata; Aves; Musophagiformes; Musophagidae.
CUUGACUGGCAUAGAGUCCAUGGACCAAUGUCGUCACACGCUGGAGCAGCACAACUGGAACAUAGAGGCAGCUGUACAGGACCGACUGAAUGAGCAAGAGGGUGUCCCAAGUGUCUUCAAUCCUCCUCCGUCGCGGCCGUUGCAGGUCAAUACAGCCGACCACAGGAUCUACAGCUACGUUGUCUCAAGGCCGCAGCCAAGGGGCUUGUUAGGAUGGGGUUACUACUUCAUAAUGCUUCCAUUCCGAUUUACCUAUUACACAUUACUUGAUAUAUUUAGGUUUGCUCUGCGUUUUAUACGCCCUGAUCCUCGUAGUCGGGUCACUGACCCAGUGGGUGACAUUGUUUCGUUUAUUCAUAUGUUUGAGGAAAAAUAUGGGAGGAUACACCCUGUCUUCUACCAGGGAACUUACAGCCAGGCACUGAACGAUGCCAAGCGGGAGCUGCGCUUCCUGUUGGUUUAUCUUCAUGGAGAUGACCACCAAGACACAGAUGAAUUCUGCCGCAAUACACUGUGCGUACCUGAGGUGAUCACCCUCAUAAACACUAGAAUGCUCUUCUGGGCUUGCUCAACCAAUAAACCAGAGGGAUACAGAGUCUCCCAGGCUCUGCGAGAGAACACGUACCCAUUCCUGGCCGUGAUUAUGCUGAAGGAUCGCAGAAUGACAGUAGUUGGACGGCUAGAAGGCCUCAUCCAGGCUGAUGACCUCAUUAAUCAAUUGAUGUUUAUCAUGGAUGCCAACCAGACGUAUCUGGUGUCUGAACGCCUGGAAAGGGAGGAGAGGAACCAAACCCAAGUUCUGAGGCAGCAGCAGGAUGAGGCAUAUCUGGCAUCCUUGCGUGCGGACCAGGAAAAGGAGCGCAAGAAGAAGGAAGAAAGGGAGAGGAAGAAGAAGAAGGAAGAAGAAGUGCAGCAGCAAAAACUAGCAGAGGAGAGGCGGCGACAGACACUGCAAGAGGAGAAGGAGCGGAAGUCUGAAUGUCUUCCUCCUGAACCACAUCCUGAUGACCCAGAGAGUGUUAAGAUCAUUUUCAAGCUGCCUAACGAUUCCAGAGUGGAGCGGCGAUUCCACUUCACACAGUCAUUGACGGUGAUCCAUGACUUCUUGUUCUCCUUGAAAGAAAGCCCUGAAAAGUUCCAGAUUGAGGCCAACUUCCCUCGCCGUGUCCUGCCGUGCCUCCCUACAGAGGAGUGGCCCAACCCACCCACGCUGCAGGAGGCCGGACUGAGCCACACGGAAGUCCUCUUUGUGCAGGACCUCACGGACGAUUGACACUUUUCCAGAAGACACAAAAUGGAAAGAGAAAUUCAUAUUAUUAUUAUAAUACAAUAUUUUUUUUAAAAGACUGCAUACAAACGAGGGAUCAGAGACCACAUCGCCUGUGCCAGCUGUGCUGUGUGUGUGUGCUGGCGAGAGGAAGUGUGUGCACGUCCUCACACACCUGUGUGCACAGCCAUCCCCUACACUUGGAGGGCAGAGAGGGAGGGGAGCUGGUGUUGCCCCUCCACCCUUCCUGGGGAGGAACAGGAAUGGCAGCUCUUGGUAAUUAUUGCUUUUAUUGACAACGAUAAUAAUAAAACCCCAACAACCUGACAUCUUGUGAAGAUUUGAUACUCUGCUGCUCCUGCCAGCCAGAAGACCAGGCACCUGAAUGUGCUGGGAGUGGGGUGGGGGGGAGAGGCUGGAUGGAACCUCUUCAGCUUCCCUCUGUGUAUAAAUACCUUUCUUUUAAUAUUUCUCUUGCUUUGUAAUGACCAAAGGAGAAUGGGGGUUGACCAUAGUAUUAACUUUUUGAUAAAGAGCUGGUUCGAUUCUUACCCGUGUGGGGUUGUGCCCAGGGUUCUUAGCCUGUGUAGUGUAAUAAACUCUGCCUCUAGCA